CUUAUAGGGCUGGCCCCCCUUCUGCCCCAUCGACAUGUACGAAUACUGGUAUAUUGUUGAAAUAUGUUCGGGCCGCAGGACCAUUGCAGCUAGCAAGUAUGCAACAGAUGAAAAGACAGACAAAUUCAAGGAGAAACAGAUUCCAGAGUCUCAAGGCCAUUGGAUCCUAGAUUGGGCUUUGAUACGCAUCGACAACGCCAAGCAACGCGAUGUCGUCAAUCAGUUACCCGAAAACGUGUCCGGAAGGGUAUUGCCACUAGUGCCGAACAUGCCUUGCGAUAAAUGGUCAACUUUCAAUGCCAACCAAAAAAAUAUUGCCGUUGUCAAGUUUGGACGCACCACACAUGAGACCCGGGGAAAUAUCAAUUCUACGAUUGUCCUCAUCGACCCCACCAUAGAUGCGCAGAUCUCUAAAAUUUAUGGAUUCACUGACACAUAUCGUGGAUCAUGCUUUGAGGCAGUCAAAGCCAGUGCUAAGGAUUCAGAAUUCCUUGACUCUGGCGACUCUGGCAGUAUACUGUUGCAUCAAGAGUCUGGCGCGCAUCUAGGACUGCUGUUUGGGAUUAGCAGCUCUGGAAACGCCCUCUUCAUUCCAAUGGGCCUUGUGAUCCAGGACAUCGAAAGAGUCACGGGGAAAAAGGUCGUGAAACCUGCAUUUGCUAGGCCGGAAACUGUAGGUUUGGCUCCGUACCAACUACCAGAAUAGCUUGACCAGCAUUCGUGUCUCUGCCGAUGUUCGCUAUGUGAGGUUGUACUGAAGGGUGAGAAGGAGAUCGACUAGGAGAAAGAGCAGGAGAGGGAAACUGUGGAUGCAUCAUGCCAGCAUCACAUUGAUGGCUUUUGAUUUCUGUUUUGUGGUUGCGUUGAUUCAACAUCUGCAGCAGAUGGAUGUACAGUAAUGAAUGAUUAACUGCUUACUACUCAAACAAAUGUUUCAUGCAGAGCAGGGAUAGCAAGAUUGAAUCCUAAGUCCCCUUGCCCAAGACCACAAGCAAAUGAUCUGCACAACUCAACGUCUCAGCGCGGUCCACACUCAGCAUCACUACUCCUCCACAUCAUCCAAGUCAUGAGUUUUUAGCUUGUCUAGUAGAUCUCUUUUACUCUAGUUUCUCGUCCAGCUGG
This is a messenger RNA of Bipolaris sorokiniana ND90Pr, 1122 nucleotides long. RefSeq lists its product as uncharacterized. Bases 35 to 706 code for a protein of 223 amino acids. NCBI's taxonomy places the organism in Eukaryota, Fungi, Ascomycota, Dothideomycetes, Pleosporales, Pleosporaceae. The transcript has 3 exons. The record is from RefSeq and is a predicted model, not a curated record.